Molecule: messenger RNA, 1578 nt
Organism: Brachypodium distachyon (stiff brome)
Lineage: Eukaryota; Viridiplantae; Streptophyta; Magnoliopsida; Poales; Poaceae
Product: pyruvate dehydrogenase (acetyl-transferring) kinase, mitochondrial
Exons: 6
Coding region: 202-1293 (363 amino acids)
Biological process (GO): regulation of glucose metabolic process; protein phosphorylation
Cellular component (GO): mitochondrion
Molecular function (GO): pyruvate dehydrogenase (acetyl-transferring) kinase activity
Source: RefSeq, a predicted model, not a curated record
GGCAAUCCCCCGCACACAUGCGCCUCCCGUUUCCGUAGCUCUCCUCUUCCUUGACACCUUCUCCUUCUUGCGGUUUUUCUUUUCUACAAUACUUCUUCUUGCGGUUUAUAUACGACGCCGGUUCGCCGCUUCCGGUGGCCACCUCGCCCUCGCGCUCUCCCCUAGCCCCGCUGCCAUUUCAUAGUCCAGCGGGGGGAGGAGAUGGCGUCGGAACCGGUGGCGCGGGCGGUGGCGGAGGAGGUGGCCCGGUGGGGCGGGAUGAAGCAGACGGGGGUCAGCCUGCGGUACAUGAUGGAGUUCGGGGCGCGGCCCACGGAGCGCAACCUGCUGCUCUCCGCGCAGUUCCUGCACAAGGAGCUCCCCAUCCGCAUCGCCAGGCGCGCGCUCGACCUCGACUCCCUACCCUUCGGCCUCUCCCGCAAGCCCGCCGUCCUCAAGGUGAGAGAUUGGUACUUGGAUUCAUUCCGUGACAUCCGGUACUUUCCGGAGGUGAGGAACCGGGACGAUGAGCACGCAUUCACCCAGAUGAUCAAGAUGAUCAGGGUGCGGCACACCAAUGUGGUGCCCACCAUGGCGCUGGGUGUGCAGCAGCUGAAGAAGGACCUGGGUGGUACAAAGGCGUUCCCUGCUGGAAUUGAUGAGAUUCAUCAGUUCCUUGAUCGUUUCUACAUGUCAAGGAUUGGGAUCCGCAUGCUGAUAGGGCAGCAUGUUGCUUUGCAUGAUCCUGAUCCAGAGCCUGGUGUCAUAGGGCUCAUAAGCACAAGAUUGUCCCCCAUGCUAGUAGCUCGACAAGCCAGUGAAGAUGCACGUGCUAUUUGCAUGCGGGAAUAUGGAUCAACUCCUGACGUCAAUAUAUAUGGAGACCCAGAUUUUACAUUUCCAUAUGUGACACCACAUCUACAUCUCAUGAUGUUUGAAUUGGUGAAGAAUUCCCUUCGUGCAGUACAAGAACGUUUUAUGGACUCUGAUAAACAUGCACCUCCAAUUAGGAUCAUAGUUGCGGAUGGAGCAGAGGAUGUAACUAUCAAGAUUAGUGAUGAAGGUGGUGGAAUACCAAGAAGUGGCCUUCCAAGAAUUUUUACAUAUCUCUACAGUACAGCAGAACACCCACCUGAUCUAGAUGGCCAUAAUGAAGGAGUAACUAUGGCUGGGUAUGGUUAUGGGCUGCCCAUUAGUCGUCUUUAUGCCCGAUAUUUUGGUGGGGACUUGCAAAUCAUUUCUAUGGAGGGAUAUGGAACUGAUGCUUAUCUCCACCUAUCACGGCUGGGAGAUUCAGAGGAGCCCUUGCCUUAGGAGAUUCAUACGAUCGAUUGCCUCACAGAUGAUCGUACUGCUGUUCUGAUACCAUUACCGUUUAGUAGGAUGCUACUCUAGCAAUUGCUGUGCUGGUAUGCAAAUAUAGUUAUCAAGCCCAGCCAUAUGGUUCAGCUGUUCUGCUCUCGUCUACGAUGGAACCGUCAUAACUCUCAGGACUCUGAAUUUUUACCACCAUUAGAAUUCUAUACCUCGUAGAACAAAACAAGUGCUUCCAGUAAAUCGUUGCCUGGAGAAUGUUAUAAAAGAUUGUUACAAGAAAAA